AUGGACGUGGACGUGGACGUGGACGUAGGCUUGAACGUGGAAAUGGACGUGGACGUGGACGUGGACGUAGACGUGGACGUGGACGUGGACGUGGACGUGGGCGUGGACGUGGACGUGGACGUGGACGUGGACGUGGACCUGGACGUGGACGUGGACGUGGACCUGGUCGUGGACGUGGACGUGGAGGACGUGGACGUGGACGUGGACGUGGAGAUGGACGUGGACGUGGACGUGGACGUGGACGUAGACUUGAACGUGGACGUGGACGUGGACGUGGACGUGGACAUGGACGUGGACGUGGACGUGGACAUGGACGUGGACGUGGACGUGGACCUGGACCUGGUCGUGGACGUGGACGUCGACGUGGACGUGGACGUGGACGUGGACAUGGACGUGGAGGACGUGGACAUGGACGUUGACGUGGACGUGGACGUGGACGUGGAGAUGGACGUGGACGUGGACGUGGACGUGGACUUGGACGUGGACGUGGACGUGGACGUGGACGUGGACGUGGACAUGGACGUGGACGUGGACGUGGACGUGGACGUGGACGUGGACGUGGACGUGGACGUGGACAUGGACGUGGACGUGGACGUGGACAUGGACGUGGACGUGGACGUGGACGUGGACAUGGACGUGGACGUGGACGUGGACAUGGACGUGGACGUGGACGUGGACGUGGACGUGGACAUGGACGUGGACGUGGACGUGGACGUGGACGUGGACGUGGUCGUGGACGUGGACAUGGACAUGGACGUGGACGUGGACGUGGAGGACGUGGACGUGGACAUGAACGUGGACGUGGACGUGGACGUGGACGUGGACGUGGACGUGAACAUGGACGUGGACGUGGACGUGGAGGACUUGGAGGUGGACAUGGACGUGGACGUGGACAUGGACGUGGACGUGGACGUGGACGUGGACAUGGACGUGGACGUGGACGUGGACGUGGACGUGGACGUGGACGUGGAGGACUUGGAGGUGGACAUGGACGUGGACGUGGACGUGGAGAUGGACGUGGACGUGGACGUGGACGUGGACGUAGACGUGGACGUGGACGUGGAGAUGGACGUGGACGUGGACGUGGACAUGGACGUGGACGUGGACGUGGACGUGGACGUGGACGUGGACGUGGACGUGGACGUGGACAUGGACGUGGACGUGGACGUGGACAUGGACGUGGACGUGGACGUGGACGUGGACAUGGACGUGGACGUGGACAUGGACGUGGACGUGGACGUGGACGUGGACGUGGAGGACGUGGACAUGGACGUGGACGUUGACGUGGACGUGGACAUGGACGUGGACGUGGAGAUGGACGUGGACGUGGACGUGGACGAGGACGUGGACGUGGACGUGGAGAUGGACGUGGACGUGGACGUAGACGUGGACGUGGACGUGGAGAUGGACGUGGACGUGGACGUGGAGGACUUGGAGGUGGACAUGGACGUGGACGUGGACGUGGAGAUGGACGUGGACGUGGACGUGGACGUGGACGUAGACGUGGACGUGGACGUGGAGAUGGACGUGGACGUGGACGUGGACAUGGACGUGGACGUGGACGUGGACGUGGACGUGGACGUGGACGUGGACGUGGACGUGGACAUGGACGUGGACGUGGACGUGGACAUGGACGUGGACGUGGACGUGGACGUGGACAUGGACGUGGACGUGGACAUGGACGUGGACGUGGACGUGGACGUGGACGUGGAGGACGUGGACAUGGACGUGGACGUUGACGUGGACGUGGACAUGGACGUGGACGUGGAGAUGGACGUGGACGUGGACGUGGACAUGGACGUGGACGUGGACAUGGACGUGGACGUGGACGUGGACGUAGACGUGGACGUGGACGUGGAGAUGGACGUGGACGUGGACGUGGACAUGGACGUGGACGUGGACGUAGACUUGAACGUGGACGUGGACGUGGACGUGGACGUGGACAUGGACGUGGACGUGGACGUGGACAUGGACGUGGACGUGGACGUGGACCUGGACCUGGUCGUGGACGUGGACGUCGACGUGGACGUGGACGUGGACGUGGACAUGGACGUGGAGGACGUGGACAUGGACGUGGACGUUGACGUGGACGUGGACGUGGACGUGGAGAUGGACGUGGACGUGGACGUGGACGUGGACUUGGACGUGGACGUGGACGUGGACGUGGACGUGGACGUGGACAUGGACGUGGACGUGGACGUGGACGUGGACGUGGACGUGGACGUGGACGUGGACGUGGACAUGGACGUGGACGUGGACGUGGACAUGGACGUGGACGUGGACGUGGACGUGGACAUGGACGUGGACGUGGACGUGGACAUGGACGUGGACGUGGACGUGGACGUGGACGUGGACAUGGACGUGGACGUGGACGUGGACGUGGACGUGGACGUGGACGUGGUCGUGGACGUGGACAUGGACAUGGACGUGGACGUGGACGUGGAGGACGUGGACGUGGACAUGAACGUGGACGUGGACGUGGACGUGGACGUGGACGUGGACGUGGACGUGGACGUGAACAUGGACGUGGACGUGGACGUGGAGGACUUGGAGGUGGACAUGGACGUGGACGUGGACAUGGACGUGGACGUGGACGUGGACGUGGACAUGGACGUGGACGUGGACGUGGACGUGGACGUGGACGUGGACGUGGAGGACUUGGAGGUGGACAUGGACGUGGACGUGGACGUGGACGUGGACGUGGACGUGGACGUGGACGUGGACAUGGACGUGGACGUGGACGUGGAGGUGGACGUGGACGUGGACGUGGGCGUGGACGUGGACGUGGACGUGGACGUGGACGUGAACCUGGACGUGGAGGUGGACGUGGACGUGGACGUGGACGUGGACGUGGACGUGGACAUGGACGUGGACGUGGACGUGGGCCUAGCCU
Molecule: messenger RNA, 2893 nt
Organism: Closterium sp. NIES-65
Lineage: Eukaryota; Viridiplantae; Streptophyta; Zygnematophyceae; Desmidiales; Closteriaceae
Source: the annotation of a GenBank genome assembly